Molecule: messenger RNA, 2583 nt
Organism: Fulvia fulva
Lineage: Eukaryota; Fungi; Ascomycota; Dothideomycetes; Mycosphaerellales; Mycosphaerellaceae
Exons: 2
Coding region: 1-2583 (860 amino acids)
Source: RefSeq, a predicted model, not a curated record
AUGGGAUUGAACAGAACAGGAUGUGCUUCUUUGGUGAAGCGUUUUGACGGAUACUCGAAAUCCAGCCGGACAUGGGAUGGCCUGCGAAAGGACGAGGAGUUGUGGUUCGAAGAUGGGGACUGCUCUGUUCAUCUUUAUGCGCCUGGCGCUUCGCGGCGUGGAGCGAGCCUGAGAGUUUCUGUCACGCCGUUGGAGAAAUCCGAGAACACAUACCUCUUGAGUCGAUGUCUGCGAACGAACGAAACUUCGGCUGCCACGGCGAACGAGACGAACUCCGACAAGACGUGCGACGCUUCCGGACCAAGGAACCAGGUGUCUGAGCUGCUUGAGCUGUACCUCGCAGCACCCACCGAGCUCGCACGAUCCGAGGCCUUCCUCUACCACGUCGGCACCCGCAACUACUUCGCCUACCUCUUGGAUCGUCCCCUCGUUGGCGAGACUCUUGGUCAAGCACUUGCUGACCUCGCACAUCGCAUCGAAGCGUGGAGUCCCGCGAGCGUUGGCACUACAGCAUUCCUCGAAUACUGUCAAGAGCAAGGAUACUUGGACUUCGCCAACAGUCCAGACUAUGCGCUCGCUGGGAUGCAUUUCGCAGAGCUUGCCCGUAUCAAGCAUGUCUGGAUCGAUGCGUUCGCGCAUUGUGUGGGUAUGCGGGAUCAGCUAGACAACAGCCCAGAAGCGCCCAGGCUGAGCAAAACGUCGAAGGCUUUGAUCGAUCGAGCCUCUUUGGAGAUGGAUCUUCAGAUCACCAGAGUGAAUAAAGCCGUUGGCAAUUUCCUCGAAGAAGAACUGGGUCCUGAGUUUCAUGGCCUUUCGCGACCAUUGCGUGAUCACCUUGACCGAUUCCGGAGCACGCUGCAUUCUUUCUAUGUGAACACCAUUGGAUACUUUCCUCCAGACCCAGGCAGUCCAUGGAACAAGCAGCUCUGGCAGAGCAUGCACGAUGACUUUCGCUCCGUCUAUGAGUACCUCGCUGAUACCCAGUCGACAAACGACCCCACCAGCAGCAGAGGCGUCAGUGGCGGCGUGUGCACAACGCAGAAUAUCUCUGUCUUCAACCAGCGCCAUAGAUACUCACCAUUACCUUAUCCUGUCCCGUUGCUACCAAAAGAUGGCACACGACAAAGCACAAUGUUACCACAAAAAGCAUCUAGACUCCGGAGCUUCAUGCUGGGCCGUUCCGAUGCAGCUUCCCAGCCGAGGUUGAGGUCCCACGUCAAGCAAGCCCUGGCAACAGCUUCGAAUGCUGACAAUCCUAAUGUCAUGGCGAACCGAUUGGUCCAGGAAUAUAUUCGGUUCGAAGGUCUUCGGCUGGAGGAGAAAGUGUCGCUAUCCGAGUCCCGGAAGGUGAGAUGGCUGCUCGUCUACGGGGUAUUGCAGAUGCUUAUAAGUAUCACUCGAGCGCCGCCUGAGGUGCAGGACAGUGAGACACCAUUGUAUCCAAUGUGUGCUAUGGCCAGUGGAUGCGUGCCAUGGGAGCAAUCGAUCAUGCCGGCAGUAGAGGAUGAGCAAAUGGUCAAGCGACUGUCUGCAGAGAUGGCUGCCAUACGGGAAGCUCUUGAGGAAGACCGCAUUUCGAUCCAUCCGGAUUGCGAAGCAGAAAGCGCCGAGGAUUACUUCGCGAUGACCGGCCUUAACAGGUCUGAUUCUGACAAAAGCCUGACACAGCUACCUCAGCGAAGCAGUCCUCAGCUGUCGCGAACAGCGUCGAUCCGAUCCGGCGUCACCUCUUUGCACCGGUCAGUAGUCGGAAGCCUGCAAUCAAGGAGAAACAGCGUGAAUGUCGAUGGCAUAGUGCAAGCAAGGCGUAACAGCUUCAGACGUGACAGCUGGCUGCAGGCUCCGAAGAAGAUGUCAUCUUUCUGCGAGAUCUUGGUCGAGGGAUAUGGCAACGGAGCAGAUGACAGUAGGAGAUCGGAAACAUGCUUCCAGGGUUGCGUCGAAUAUACUGAGCUGGAGGCGCCCAUACCUGAAGUCGACACAUUGGUGCCAAUCCUGGAGAUGCAUCAGCUGGGUCUGUACGAUGAAGCUGGUCCAAGUCCGGUCUCCAGUACAUGUUCUGGUCUGUCGAGCCAAUUCAGCGAUCUAAGUGGCUCGACAACAAAUCUGCGGGAGUGCAACUCGCCGGCCACAGAGUUGUCAUCACCUAUGACUAAGAAGUUCGAUUUCAGCUCAGACACCAGUCUGUUCAAGUUCGAGUUCGACUUCCACCAGGAAGAGGACGAUGCAGAACCGGAUUUGGAGCUUACGCCAAAGCCCUCGACUGCGCUCCCACCGCCCACUUAUCGAGCCAAGCAUCCGAUCGACGGCGACCAUACCGGGCGGGUCAGUGUAAACGCUGGCUGUUACACACCAACAGGCGCCAUAACGCCACGUGGGAACAAAUCGGCGAGGAACAUGAGCUCCGACUCACUCCUAUCGCUAGCAUCGUCGGCAAGUUCGGAGUACCCAGAAGACAGCAACCAAGCUGCGGAGAUAGAAGAGCGUGAGGCUCGAGGAAGAGCUAGAGUGCGGAUCAGCGCAUUUGGCAUUGUUGAUGGCCGAAUCAGCCUGCCGCAGUCGCCAGUGGGAGAGGCGCGAUGA